AUGCCCUCGGAAAUUAUCAAGCGCAUGCAAGAUGCUGCUGCGGCAUAUGAUAGGGAAGAGCUCGGUGCUCGAGCAACUCUGCUGGACCUGAAUCGCCAGCUCCUUGCAGAACUGGAAACACCAAGCGAUUUUGUUCAACGUAUCUGGUUCACUACUGCUUCUCUCGGCGGCAGUCUCGAAGUCGCAAAUAACACAAAGAUCUUUCAACAUCUUCAGAAAGCCAAGGAUGGACUUACUUCCCAAGCCCUUUCCGAAAAGACCGGUAUCGCUGUACCUCUGCUCGACCGUUUUAUGAGACACUUUGCCGCUCACAAGGUUGUUUGUUUCUCCAAACCUACUGGCUGGCAUGCCACGUAUCUUUCCAAUACCCUUGCCAAGGAGAACUACCAACACAGCAUCUCCUUCUGCCAACGCGCUGCCGCAAAGUCGUUUUGCUUUUUCCCAGACCACUUCAAGCAGGCCAACUACCAACAUCCAGGCUUGCCUGAUGGUCCAUAUCAAUAUGCCCACAACUCGUCUCUCCCUUUUUUCGACUGGCUUGUUGCCAAUCCGCCCUAUGUGAACUGGUUUGGAUCAUUCAUGUCUGUGUAUCGAGCUGGCAACCCAGAUUGGUGGGAGUUCUAUCCUGUUCAGGAGCUUCUAUCUGCUGGUUUCGACAAAUCCAAGAGCGACGUGCUCGUGGUUGAUGUUGGAGGUGGUCGAGGUCACGAUCUACUAUCCUUUUCAAACGGGAUCAAGUCACCCGGCCGACUAAUCCUGCAGGACCUUCCAGAAGUCAUCGCAGAUGUCACAGAGACAACUGCCUUUGAAAGUCAAGCGCAUGACUUCUUCACACUACAGCCUGUCCAUGGAGCGAGAUCAUACUUCCUCCACUCCAUCCUACACGACUGGGGUGCCGAGCAUGGUGUUCAAAUCCUGAAGAGCUUGGAGCCUGCUCUAACACCAGGGUAUUCCAAAGUUCUUAUCAACGAGAUCGUCCUCUCCGAAGAGAAUCCUUCUCUACCUGCUACCUCGAUGGAUAUGAUGAUGCUGGGGCACAUUGGGGAGGCCUGUGAGCGUACCGAGGAGGACUUUAGAGCCAUCGCAGUAGAAGCUGGGUUGGAAUUCAUUGGGAUAUUCUCAAAUGCUGCGUCGCCCGAGAGUGUCAUUGAGCUCAUGCUGCCAUCCAAAGAGGAUCGAGCUUAG
Molecule: messenger RNA, 1185 nt
Organism: Fusarium pseudograminearum CS3096
Lineage: Eukaryota; Fungi; Ascomycota; Sordariomycetes; Hypocreales; Nectriaceae
Exons: 2
Coding region: 1-1185 (394 amino acids)
Molecular function (GO): O-methyltransferase activity
Source: RefSeq, a predicted model, not a curated record